AUGGAAGGUGGACACAUUACAAAUGAAGAAGAAGGCAGCAAUGAUAGUGAUAGUGUUGUGAGUGUAAAACAUGAACCUGUUAUUGUACAUAAACGUAUUCACACCGGAGAAAAACCAUUUUCAUGUGAUGUUUGUAAUAAAACAUUUACUCAGAAAGGUGAAUUAGUUAGACAUAAACGUAUUCACAGCGGAGAGAAACCAUUUUCAUGUGAUGUUUGUAAUAAAACAUUUACUCAGAAAAGUAAUUUAGUUAAACAUAAACGUAUUCACACCGGAGAGAAACCAUUUUCAUGCGAUGUUUGUAAUAAAACAUUUACUCAGAAAGUUGAAUUAGUUAAACAUAAACGUAUUCAGUCCGGAGAGAAACCAUUUUCAUGUGAUGUUUGUAAUAAAACAUUUAAUGAGAAAAGUAAUUUAGUUAAACAUAAACGUAUUCACACCGGAGAGAAACCAUUUUCAUGUGAUGUUUGUAAUAAAUCAUUUACUCAACAACAUCAUUUAGUUUUACAUAAACGUAUUCACACCGGAGAGAAACCAUUU
Messenger RNA from Chrysoperla carnea, 540 nucleotides. Its product is annotated as zinc finger protein 1-like. Gene Ontology annotation, cellular component: nucleus. The record is from RefSeq and is a predicted model, not a curated record. The transcript is spliced from 2 exons. Lineage: Eukaryota; Metazoa; Arthropoda; Insecta; Neuroptera; Chrysopidae. The annotation marks the transcript as partial.